CGGCCGGCGCUCGCUGCCUCCGCCCGCCCGCCAUGAACUCCCUGGACCAGGCUGAGGAUCUCAAAGCUUUUGAAAGAAGACUUACUGAAUAUAUUGCAUGUUUGCAACCAGCUACAGGACGUUGGAGAAUGAUUCUGAUAGUGGUAUCAGUCUGCACAGCAACUGGUGCUUGGAACUGGUUAAUAGACCCGGAGACACAAAAGGUGUCAUUUUUCACAUCACUUUGGAAUCACCCUUUUUUCACAAUUAGCUGUAUUACCCUAAUAGGCUUGUUCUUUGCUGGAAUACAUAAGAGAGUGGUGGCACCAUCAAUUAUAGCAGCCCGAUGUCGAACUGUUUUGGCAGAAUAUAAUAUGUCCUGUGAUGAUACUGGAAAAUUAAUUUUGAAACCUAGGCCUCAUGUUCAAUAAGGGCUGUCUUCCUUCAGUUUUUUCCACUGCCAUGGAAACCAAAAAUGACCUUUUUUUAAGGUAGUAUGACAGCAAAAAACCAAACAGGACUGGUUGUCACUGCCUGGGAGUGAAAGUCGUCUUACACAGUUGACAGUGAAAGUGUGCAAUAUUACUUUCUUGAAUAUUUAUCCAAAUUCUUUGUUACCAUAUUAACAGUGCUUUUGCUACUUCCGAUUACCUCUUUUUCAGUAUUAGUGUCACUUUUUUACUUCAGCUAGAACAGAACAUACAGGUGAAGUAUGUUAAUCGGCUAUGAAGUUGAACUUGAAAAUCAAACCUCAUUUGUGUUAUGUGUCUUUGCAAGCUAUUGUAAAUAGCAGAUGAUGCCAAUGUUCAGGAAAAGAAGUAAUAUUUGCUGUAUGGAUUUUUUUUGUUCUCAUGAACAGUAUUGAAAGGAACACUUACCAUUCCUGUGAUGUUUUAUUAGCACACUUACUCAUUACAGCUGUCCUUGUCUCCUGGUCACUCUUUUUUGGAACUGGUUGAAAGGCUUGCAGAAAGACUGUCUGUCUGUGCUGGAGAAAACUGGUCUUACUGUUUUAAGAACUUU
Gymnogyps californianus (California condor) is the source of this 1002-nucleotide messenger RNA. RefSeq names its product CTD nuclear envelope phosphatase 1 regulatory subunit 1 (gene CNEP1R1). Gene Ontology annotation, cellular component: Nem1-Spo7 phosphatase complex; cytoplasm. The transcript is spliced from 6 exons. The record is from RefSeq and is a predicted model, not a curated record. Lineage: Eukaryota; Metazoa; Chordata; Aves; Accipitriformes; Cathartidae. The coding region runs from base 33 to 410 and encodes 125 amino acids.